Biomphalaria glabrata is the source of this 6216-nucleotide messenger RNA. RefSeq lists its product as uncharacterized. The record is from RefSeq and is a predicted model, not a curated record. NCBI's taxonomy places the organism in Eukaryota, Metazoa, Mollusca, Gastropoda, Planorbidae. Bases 146 to 6034 code for a protein of 1962 amino acids. The transcript is spliced from 3 exons.
AAUUUUGGUUUCAGAGCUAUGUGUUAGGACUGUGUUCUCAGCAAGGAGUCGCUUUAUCAAAAGCUAGAACUUUGCUUUUUAAAAAUUACUAUUCAUUUUUCUAUUAAAUUAGUUUGUUAGCCGGCCGACUGGUACAUGUCUAAAAAUGUUGGUUCUGGUGUUUAUUUGGAGUAUGGCCUACAUCUUGCCAUUUGCAUUCAGUUUGUCACCAAAAAUGUGUGCAGCUUUAUGUCGAAAUGAACAAAAGAUGAGCAAGAGAGAUGCUGAUGAAAUCAUCAUGGCAAACUGUGGCUGCGCAAUCUCAAAAGAUUGGAACCGAGGAGAUAACAAUGACGUCGACGCCCAGGCCAAACAAGAUUUAUCAAAGCCUCUGACAAACAAACAUUUGGCAGAAAAGGAUUUCACAUCUGAGGGCCAGCUGCAGGCCAUUCAAGACACGUCUUUGCAUACCCAUAACACAGAUAUCAAAGAAUACGUGACCACAUCUAAAGGCAAAAAUAACACCAGGCUACAGGCUGCUCAAUACGUGACUUCGCCGAAUUACACGAACGUACGUCAGGAUGUUACUUCAUCUAAAGGCAAUAAUAUGCUGGCCUAUCAAAAAGUGUCCUUGGAUCCCACGAGCACAGAUGUCAAAGAAGAUAGUUUCGAAUCUGAAGACAAUAAUAAAAACAAUGUUCUGGCCUCUAACUACGUAUCCCUGCAUAACAAGAACGUAGAUAUCAAACAAUACGUUGUCACAAAUAAAGGCCGUAACAAAACCAAUCUCCAAGCUGCUCAGGAACAGAUUUCCAUUUCUCAAGACAAAAAUGCAGUCAAUCUACUGGACGAUAAAGAAAAGUCUUUGCGUCUAACCAACAGAGAGGUCAAUGAUAAGGGCUCGAUAUCUGAAGACAAUGAUAAAGUCAAGCUAGCAACCGAUCAAGAUAAGCCUUGGCGUCCCUCAAUGGCAAAAAUCGAUUUUGAUGUUUCUAUAUCUAAAGACAAUAAUAACCUAAAUCUAGCAGAAUCUCAAAAUAAGCCUUUGCGCCCCUCAAAAACAAAUGUCAAUUAUAAGGGUCCCAUAUCUGAAGACAAUGAUAAAGCCAAUCAAGCAGCCGGUCAAGAUAAGCCUUUGCGCCACUCAAAAACAAAAGUUAACUAUAAGGGUCCAAUAUCGGAAGACAAUGAUAAAGCCAAUCAAGCAGACGGUCAAGAUAAGCCUUUGUGUCCCUCGAACACAGAUGUCAAUGAUAAGGGUCCCAUAUCUGAAGACAAUGAUAAUGUUAAUCAAGCAGCCGGUCGAGAUAAGCCUUUGCGUCCCUCAAACACAGAUGUCAAUGAUAACGGUCCCAUAUCUGAAGACAAUGAUAAUGUUAAUCAAGCAGCCGGUCGAGAUAAGCCUUUGCGUCCCUCAAACACAGAUGUCAAUGAUAACGGUCCCAUAUCUAAAGACAAUGAUAAAAUCAAGCAAGCAGCCGGUCGACAUAAGCCUUUGCGCCCCUCAAACACAGAUGUCAAUGAUAACGGUCCCAUAUCUAAAGACAAUGAUAAAAUCAAUCAAGCAGCCGGUCGAGAUAAGCCUUUGCGUCCCUCAAACACAGAUGACAAUGAUAACGGUCCCAUAUCUAAAGACAAUGAUAAAAUCAAUCAAGCAGCCGGUCGACAUAAGCCUUUGCGCCCCUCAAACACAGAUGUCAAUGAUAACGGUCCAAUAUCUGAAGACAAUGAUAAUGUUAAUCAAGCAGCUGGUCGAGAUAAGCCUUUGCGCCCCUCAAACACAGAUGUCAAUGAUAACGGUCCCAUAUCUGAAGACAAUGAUAAAAUCAAGCAAGCAGCCGGUCGACAUAAGCCUUUGCGCCCCUCAAACACAGAUGUCAAUGAUAACGGUCCCAUAUCUGAAGACAAUGAUAAUGUUAAUCAAGCAGCUGGUCGAGAUAAGCCUUUGCGCCCCUCAAACACAGAUGUCAAUGAUAACGGUCCCAUAUCUAAAGACAAUGAUAAAAUCAAUCAAGCAGCCGGUCGAGAUAAGCCUUUGCGUCCCUCAAACACAGAUGACAAUGAUAACGGUCCCAUAUCUAAAGACAAUGAUAAAAUCAAUCAAGCAGCCGGUCGACAUAAGCCUUUGCGCCCCUCAAACACAGAUGUCAAUGAUAACGGUCCAAUAUCUGAAGACAAUGAUAAUGUUAAUCAAGCAGCUGGUCGAGAUAAGCCUUUGCGCCCCUCAAACACAGAUGUCAAUGAUAACGGUCCCAUAUCUGAAGACAAUGAUAAAAUCAAGCAAGCAGCCGGUCGACAUAAGCCUUUGCGCCCCUCAAACACAGAUGUCAAUGAUAACGGUCCCAUAUCUGAAGACAAUGAUAAUGUUAAUCAAGCAGCUGGUCGAGAUAAGCCUUUGCGUCCCUCAAACACAGAUGUCAAUGAUAACGGUCCCAUAUCUGAAGACAAUGAUAAUGUUUAUCAAGCAGCCGGUCGAGAUAAGCCUUUGCGUCCCUCAAACACAGAUGUCAAUGAUAACGGUCCCAUAUCUGAAGAUAAUGAUAAUAUUAAUCAAGCAGCUGGUCGAGAUAAGCCUUUGUGUCCCUCAAACACAGAUGUCAAUGAUAACGGUCCAAUAUCUGAAGACAAUGAUAAUGUUAAUCAAGCAGCUGGUCGAGAUAAGCCUUCGCGCCCCUCAAACACAGAUGUCAAUGAUAACGGUCCCAUAUCUGAAGACAAUGAUAAUGUUAAUCAAGCAGCUGGUCGAGAUAAGCCUUUGCGUCCCUCAAACACAGAUGUCAAUGAUAACGGUCCCAUAUCUGAAGACAAUGAUAAUGUUAAUCAAGCAGCCGGUCGAGAUAAGCCUUUGCGUCCCUCAAACACAGAUGUCAAUGAUAACGGUCCCAUAUCUAAAGACAAUGAUAAAAUCAAGCAAGCAAUCGGUCGACAUAAGCCUUUGCGCCCCUCAAACACAGAUGUCAAUGAUAACGGUCCCAUAUCUGAAGACAAUGAUAAUAUUAAUCAAGCAGCUGGUCGAGAUAAGCCUUUGCGUCCCUCAAACACAGAUGUCAAUGAUAACGGUCCCAUAUCUGAAGACAAUGAUAAUGUUAAUCAAGCAGCCGGUCGAGAUAAGCCUUUGCGUCCCUCAAUCACAGAUGUCAAUGAUAACGGUCCCAUAUCUAAAGACAAUGAUAAAAUCAAGCAAGCAGCCGGUCGACAUAAGCCUUUGCGCCCCUCAAACACAGAUGUCAAUGAUAACGGUCCCAUAUCUGAAGACAAUGAUAAUAUUAAUCAAGCAGCUGGUCGAGAUAAGCCUUUGCGUCCCUCAAACACAGAUGUCAAUGAUAACGGUCCCAUAUCUGAAGACAAUGAUAAUAUUAAUCAAGCAGCUGGUCGAGAUAAGCCUUUGCGUCCCUCAAACACAGAUGUCAAUGAUAACGGUCCCAUAUCCUUGGAUAAUGAUAAAAUCAAGCAAGCAGCCGGUCGACAUAAGCCUUUGCGCCCCUCAAACACAGAUGUCAAUGAUAACGGUCCCAUAUCUGAAGACAAUGAUAAUAUUAAUCAAGCAGCUGGUCGAGAUAAGCCUUUGCGUCCCUCAAACACAGAUGUCAAUGAUAACGGUCCCAUAUCUGAAGACAAUGAUAAUGUUUAUGAAGCAGCUGGUCGAGAUAAGCCUUUGCGUCCCUCAAACACAGAUGUCAAUGAUAACGGUCCAAUAUCUGAAGACAAUGAUAAUGUUUAUGAAGCAGCUGGUCGAGAUAAGCCUUUGCGUCCCUCAAACAUAGAUGUCAAUGAUAACGGUCCCAUAUCUGAAGACAAUGAUAAUGUUAAUCAAGCAGCCGGUCGAGAUAAGCCUUUGCGUCCCUCAAUCACAGAUGACAAUGAUAACGGUCCCAUAUCUAAAGACAAUGAUAAAAUCAAGCAAGCAGCCGGUCGACAUAAGCCUUUGCGCCCCUCAAACACAGAUGUCAAUGAUAACGGUCCAAUAUCUGAAGACAAUGAUAAUGUUUAUCAAGCAGCUGGUCGAGAUAAGCCUUUGCGCCCCUCAAACACAGAUGUCAAUGAUAACGGUCCCAUAUAUGAAGAUAAUGAUAAUAUUAAUCAAGCAGCUGGUCGAGAUAAGCCUUUGCGUCCCUCAAACACAGAUGUCAAUGAUAACGGUCCCAUAUCCUUGGAUAAUGAUAAAAUCAAGCAAGCAGCCGGUCGACAUAAGCCUUUGCGUCCCUCAAACACAGAUGUCAAUGAUAACGGUCCCAUAUCUGAAGACAAUGAUAAAAUCAAGCAAGCAGCCGGUCGACAUAAGCCUUUGCGCCCCUCAAACACAGAUGUCAAUGAUAACGAUCCAAUAUCUGAAGACAAUGAUAAUGUUUAUCAAGCAGCUGGUCGAGAUAAGCCUUUGCGCCCCUCAAACACAGAUGUCAAUGAUAACGGUCCCAUAUCUGAAAACAAUGAUAAUAUUAAUCAAGCAGCCGGUCGACAUAAGCCUUUGCGCCCCUCAAACACAGAUGUCAAUGAUAACGGUCCCAUAUCUGAAAACAAUGAUAAUAUUAAUCAAGCAGCCGGUCGACAUAAGCCUUUGCGUCCCUCAAACACAGAUGUCAAUGAUAACGGUCCCAUAUCUGAAGACAAUGAUAAUAUUAAUCAAGCAGCCGGUCGACAUAAGCCUUUGCGUCCCUUAAACACAGAUGUCAAUGGUAAGGUUCCCUUUUAUGAAGACAGUAAUAGAGUAACUAUGGUGGGCGAUCAAGGUGUGUCUUUAGAUCCCAAAAACUCAGAUUUCAAGCAAAUCCUCUCAAAAUCUGAAGGCAUUAACCAAGUCAAGAAGUAUCCGGAUGAUCAAAGUGAGUAUCCUAUAGACAAAGAUAUCCUUCAGCUGGUUUCGACAUCGAAAGGCAACAAGAAAACAAAUCCGAAAGCUGAUGAAGGUGUGUCUUUGCCUCCUACAGACACAGAUGUUAUUCAAGGUGUGUCUUUAGAUGCCUUAGACACAGAUAUUAUCCAACAUCUUUCAACAUCUGAAAGCAAUAGUAAAGCCCAACUAAAGGCUAAUCAAGCUGUAUCUUCGCAUUCCUCAGACACUAAUGUUAUUCAAGAUGUGUCUUUGGAUCCUUCAGACAUAGAUGCCCUUCAACAUGGCUCAACCCCUGAACGCAAUGGUAAAGGCAAUCUGAAGGCUAAUCAAGCUGUGUCUUUGCGUCCCUCAGACACCGAUGUUAUUCAAGGUGUGUCUUUGGAUCCCUCAGACACAGAUGCCAUCAAAUAUUUUCCAGCAUCUGAACGGUAUAGUAAAGGCAAUCUGAAGGCCAAUAAAGCUGUGUCUUUGUAUCCCACAUUCAGGAAAGGGAAAGAAAAGAUGUCCACAUCUAAAGUCAAUAAAAAAUUUAAUCUUCCGGCCGAUCAAGAUAGCCGUUUGAGUCGCACAAAUAGAGAUCUCAUUCAACAGAGCUUUGUUACUGAAGACAAUAAUAAAGUCAAGCUGCUUCCGGCCGACCAUGGUGUCCUUUUGUCUCCUGAAAAUUCGAAUGUUUUCCAACAGGUUUCAACAUCUGAUUGCAAUAACAAAAUCCAUCUGCAGACCCUUCAAGAUGUGUCCUUGGAUUCCAAAAACUCUGACGUCAAUCAAUACAUUUCCACAUCUGACGGCAAUACUAAAGUAAAGCUGCUAGAAGAUCAAGGUGUAAUUUUGCAUCCCACUGACAAGAAUAUCAUCCAACAGGUUUUGACAUCUGAAGGCAAUAAUAAAGUAAAGCUGUUGGCUAAUCAAGGUGUCUCUUUGCAUCCAUUUGACACGGAUACAUAUGAUACAUAUGAAAGUAACAAUAAACCCAAGUUUGUUCUGUUCGACCAAGGUGCGUUCUUGCAUCCCACAGAUCCAGAUGCCUAUCAACAUUUUCCCUCACCUGAAAGGAGCAAAAAAUACAAGCUGCUAGACAUUCUCGGUUCUUUCCGAAAUGGCUUGAAAGACGAGCACAGUCCUGACAAAACGUUUCAGCCAUUUCGACUUCCAUGGAAACAUGCUCCAACGAAAGCCCGUGAACCUGUCAAAUUGUUCUACAUUCUUUUUUUAAAAAUUUAAUUUGGAUGCAAAGUUUGAAAUGAAUUGAAAUGAAUUGAAAGGCUUCUAUGAUUUCUGAAUUUCUUAAUUAUUUUGUUACUCCAAUUUCAAAGUAAAUACGAUUGUAAACUAUUGCGACUCUUACCCAUUAUCCUGAUAAAAAAAAAUUAACAUUGAAAUAAAUACAUUCAAAGAAGUCUUUA